AUGAUGAUAAAGAUGAAAGGAGAAUAUGUAGAAGACAAAGAUCGCCCAAACAACAUGUUUGCGAAGCUCCAUCAAACCCAAAAAUAUCCACAACACCACCAACUAACUCUCCACCACCACCAAACUCACCACUUCCAAGUCACCCGUGAAAGCCAAACCUCCGAAGAAGCCAACAGCCGCAGCCGCAGCCCCUCCGCCACCACUGCCAACAAAGGAGCAAUCAUACCCAUAACCACCACCAGUGACGGAGCCAGCAUCGAGGUGGUUCGCCGCCCCCGAGGUCGCCCACCUGGUUCCAGAAACAAACCAAAGCCACCCCAAAUCAUCACUCGCGACUCAGAGCCCUCCAUGAACCCAUAUGUCCUCGAACUGCCGGGUGGAGUUGACAUUGUCCAUUCAAUUAACCUCUAUUGUAGAAAACGCAACAUGGGUCUGUGCAUUCUCACUGCCUCCGGCACCGUCGCAAAUGUUUCGUUGCGUCAACCGUCGGCGACCCCAGGAUCCACCGUUACAUUUCAUGGCCGAUUCGAUAUACUCUCGUUAUCGGCGACUGUAUUAUCAACACCGACAACAUCCGUGAUUCCGGCGGCUAUAUCCAAUGGAUUUACUAUAUCUCUGUCUGGUCCGCAGGGUCAGGUGGUCGGAGGGACCGUUGUGGGAUCACUUUUGACGGCCGGAACUGUGCAUGUAAUUGCGACCUCGUUUAAUAAUCCAUCUUAUCAUAGGUUGUCGGUGGAGGAGGAUGUAACGAAUACUGGGUCUGCUGGGAAUGAGGGACACCACUCGCCGCCGGCUAUUUCAGGCGGUGGAGAUGUUAGGCAUCAGCCGGAGUCUUGUGGGAUGGCUAUUUAUAGCAGCCACUUGCCUUCUGAUGUGAUUUGGGCACCCACCGCUAGACAACCACCACCUCCACCACCCUAUUGA
Ilex paraguariensis (yerba mate) is the source of this 924-nucleotide messenger RNA. The record is from the annotation of a GenBank genome assembly. Lineage: Eukaryota; Viridiplantae; Streptophyta; Magnoliopsida; Aquifoliales; Aquifoliaceae.